AUGGCUCACUCGCAUGGCUCGUCGGAUCCGAACAUGGCGGUGGCCAUGGUCUUUCAGAACAUCCACGCGACGCCGCUGUUCACGCUCAACUGGACACCUCGGAGCAGCGGCGCAUACGCUGGGACAUGCAUCUUCCUCAUCGUUCUCGGAGUCGUGGCCAGAGUGUUGCUCACGGCCAAAGCAAUCAUGGACCGGCGCUUCCUCGCUGCCGCCAGGGCACGACGAUACGUUGUUGUAGCGGGCAGGACAUCAUCAUCGACAUCAGCAGAGCCAGAGUCCGAGCGAAGCAGCGAAGACGCAGAGGAGAAGAAGACGGGUAGGCUGAUAAGCGCCCACGGUGUCGAGGAGAAUGUACGGGUAGUCAAUGCGACGGGGGGACCUCCGGUGAUGCCGUGGAGAUUCAGUGUCGACCUUCCCAGGGCGGCUAUGUUGACACUAAACGCCGGCGUCGGUUACUUGCUCAUGUUGGCUGUGAUGACAAUGAACGUUGGCUACUUUCUCUGUAUCCUAGUUGGCAUCUUCGUGGGCGACCUUGCCGUAGGGAGAUAUGCGCACCGUUUUGACGAGCAUUAA
Microsporum canis CBS 113480 is the source of this 573-nucleotide messenger RNA. RefSeq names its product copper transporter. Gene Ontology annotation, cellular component: plasma membrane. The transcript is spliced from 2 exons. Gene Ontology annotation, molecular function: copper ion transmembrane transporter activity. The coding region runs from base 1 to 573 and encodes 190 amino acids. Gene Ontology annotation, biological process: copper ion transmembrane transport; intracellular copper ion homeostasis. The record is from RefSeq and is a predicted model, not a curated record. Lineage: Eukaryota; Fungi; Ascomycota; Eurotiomycetes; Onygenales; Arthrodermataceae.